AUGGUCGAGCUCGUGCCAGCACCUGAUCCAGUCUCUUUGCUUCCUCCACUCCUCGCGUGUCUACCUGCCUCGUUCGCUUCUCCCAGACCUCCGCCGGCAAUGCUACCCCUCCUGUCGCCUAUCCUCAGACAACGCCUGCAAAUACACACAUCCGGCGCUUCUCGUGAGAGUUGGGCCUCACUUUUAUGCUGGGAUGCAACCAAAGGCGAACGGCUGAAGGACAGGAUCGAAGAGGCCGUGUUUGAGCCCCAUCCAGUCUCGGGCGAGAUUGAGGUGGGCGAUACACAUCAGCUCAAGUACAAACGAUUUGACGAGGAAACUUUAAGAGCCCAAAUAGCAUUGAUCGACUGGCCGUUUACGGCAAUAUAUUUAUGGUGCAGCGGCGAAGAGGAGGGAAGUGCGUGGAAGCUAGCAGAACUCCUUCCAUACGAUGAGGAUCUCCGGAAAGACCCCUCAUGGUCGGAUUCGGUUGCAGAAGCAAACGAGAGCUCCAACGAGCGAUUGGUGAAUGAAGCUUUGCGCGAAGCAGACGAGGCAGCGAUUGGGCGGAAUCAGAGAAAUCUAUCGGUCCCUGCCAAUGAUGAAGAUGAUUAUUGGGCAAUGUACGAUCACACGCCCGGCAGGACACCUGCUCGAAAGGAGUCGGUUCAGCCCCAGCUAGGUGGACCUUCCGAGGAGGAUUACUACGCACGGUAUGGCACAGUCCAGCCAGCGAUGGAUAACCACGACCCAGACGAACAACUGGAAGACAGCUCCGAACCACGGCUGAACGGGCAUGCUCUACAGCAGAUGCUUUCACAGCACUCUCAACCUCCCAAAGAACUAGAUCCGCCGCCGUAUCAGGGGUCUGACGCGCCUGACGCCGACCAGGUGGACGAGAGACUGGUCGAGGUGACACAUCCCGUACCGUCGUCGCCAUCGUCGAGAGGUUCAGAUGCAGUGGCUCGCCUAGAAGAACACGCAGAACGUUUUGGCGCGUCCGAGAUUGGUAUCAAGCAGCACAUCAGCACGACGAUGAAGAGCAUGUACCGAUUAGCCCGCAGUGCUGGCAUCACCAAGGAUGAAUUUGAGGGUAUAGUGCGCCGGGAGCUGGAGACGUUAAGUCUUUUGGAUCUGGAUGACUAG
Messenger RNA from Cladophialophora yegresii CBS 114405, 1125 nucleotides. RefSeq lists its product as uncharacterized. NCBI's taxonomy places the organism in Eukaryota, Fungi, Ascomycota, Eurotiomycetes, Chaetothyriales, Herpotrichiellaceae. The record is from RefSeq and is a predicted model, not a curated record. The coding region runs from base 1 to 1125 and encodes 374 amino acids. The transcript has a single exon.